AUGAAAAAUACGCCUUCUGGAAGUGGCGCUAAAAUCUCGAAAUAUAUGUUUUUCGAAGAAUUAAGGUUUUUGGAUCGAGUAAAUGACGAAAACGUAGUUGAAGAGUCGUUGCAGGAACUGGAUAAUGUUGCUUCUGUUACGCAGGAAUACGGAGAGCAAAUUAAUGCUAUUGAAGAAACCGCUCUUGUCACGCAGCAUGUCAAUGAUAAUACUACAGUAACGCAAAGGCCAUGGUCACAAAAGCGAAAAAAUACACAGCGCCAAUCUCCCCAACAAACUUCACAAUUUGAAAAAGAAUUGUUAGUUUUGUUAAGCAAACAGACCCCUGACCUCAGUAGUGAUGACCUGGCUUUCUUUUCUUCGUUGGGCCCAAUUUUGAAUAGUUUUGAUCUUUAUCAAAAGUUGGAGUUUCGUACAAGAGUCUUAAAAGUAGCUAAGGAUAUUCAAAAUAUGUGCCAAACACCUAGCAGUAUAUUAACGUCAAUAGAAAAUGUCACUUAUCCUGAUGAAUAUAGGCCCCAUACGAGUACAUUGCAGACACCAAACGACUACCAGACCGAAACGGCAGGGUAUCAAACACAAAUGGCAGGGUAUCAGACACAAACAGGAUAUCAGACAACUAAUAAUUCUGUGUGUGAUGAUAAUGAACAUCAAUAA
This is a messenger RNA of Parnassius apollo (apollo), 657 nucleotides long. The record is from the annotation of a GenBank genome assembly. NCBI's taxonomy places the organism in Eukaryota, Metazoa, Arthropoda, Insecta, Lepidoptera, Papilionidae.